Molecule: messenger RNA, 1752 nt
Organism: Astyanax mexicanus (Mexican tetra)
Lineage: Eukaryota; Metazoa; Chordata; Actinopteri; Characiformes; Acestrorhamphidae
Gene: s1pr4
Product: sphingosine-1-phosphate receptor 4
Exons: 2
Coding region: 254-1468 (404 amino acids)
Biological process (GO): G protein-coupled receptor signaling pathway
Cellular component (GO): membrane
Molecular function (GO): sphingosine-1-phosphate receptor activity
Source: RefSeq, a predicted model, not a curated record
CAAGAUACCGUAAGCUUACUUCCUUGUCAGUGUCAGGGUCACACACACACACACAGGAUGGAUGGCUACACACACUCCAGCAUCAGCAGCAAGAGGGUGCUCUAAGAGGGGGUGAAUCUGCAGGAAAUAUCUGACUCCAUUAGCAGACAGGAGUGAGAGACUUUGAUUGCCUGACCAACUCUGAGACAGAGUCAAUUCAGUGAGAUUCAAAUUGCUCCUCCAGUCCACAACGACCACCACCACAGAGUUACCAAUGGAGUUCCUGCACAGCCUCAGCUCUCCCACCUCCUGCCCUUCCAUCUACAGCCGCAACAACAUCAGCAUCAUCCUGGAGCACUACAACUUCACGGGCAAGCUCCAGCACCGAAAACCCUCCAGCAGUGGGGUCAGUCCACUGGCGGCCAUCUUGCUUUGCUUUAGCAUCUUCAUCAUCCUGGAGAACCUGAUGGUGCUGUUGGCUGUGCUAUUCUGCACACGGCAGCGCCACCGCUGGGUGUUCAUCUGCAUUGCCAACAUUGCGCUUAGUGACUUGCUAACUGGAGCAGCCUACGUGGUCAACAUCUGCUUGUCUGGUGCUCGGACCUUCAGCCUGAGUCCGUUUCUUUGGCUCUUCAGGGAGGGGCUUCUGUUUGUAGCUUUAGCCGCCUCCAUCUUUAGCCUUUUGCUUAUAGCCGUAGAACGCUAUACCACCAUGAUGAAGCCGAUGCACCAGAAGUCGUCCAGGAAGACUUACCGUGUUUACCUGAUGGUGGUGCUGUGCUGGCUAGCAGCAUUUGUUAUCGGCUUCCUGCCUCUUCUGGGCUGGAACUGUGUGUGUGACCUUGGCAGCUGCUCUACGCUCCUGCCGCUCUACUCUAAAAGGUACAUCCUGUUUGCUUUAAUCAUUUUCUUUGUUAUCCUCCUGACCAUCGGUGCGCUCUAUUUCUCCAUCUACUGGCACGUCCGCAGCAGCACCAACUCAAACUCCAUCCGAAGCCGAAAGCGUUCUCUUCGGCUACUCAAAGCGGUCAUAUCCAUUGUUGGUAUUUUCAUCAUCUGCUGGGGGCCUCUGUUUAUUCUCCUUUUGAUGGACUACUACUGCCACUCACGCCGCUGCAGCGCCCUCUUCAAUCCGCACUGGGUAAUAUCCCUAGCCGUGCUCAACUCAGCCAUGAACCCCCUCAUUUACUCUCUUGGCAGCCUGGAGCUGCGCAAGGCCAUCGCCAGCCUGCUGUGCUGCUGCUGCCUGAAGGUGGGCAUCCUUGACCCCAAGAACUUCAUGUCUAAAGAGACGUCCAGUACGUCUGGGAGUCGCCCAAGUAGCCUCCGAAACAGCUUCAACAAAGUGAGGAACCUGAGCACGCAGCAAAGUCCUCUGCAAAGUCCCCUGCAAAGUCCCCUGCAAAGUCCUCUGCAAAGUCCAAAGAAAAUAAGCAAGAAAACCAGACUGAGCUCCACCACGUCAUGCCUGUCAGCAUCCAGCAGUUAGACCACACGGGGGAAGGUGUGGGCCUACGCUGCCACAGGACAAACACCUCUCAUUUCCACCCAACAGCCCACAAACACACACACACACACACACACGUGGUCAUGAACCAUCUUUAGCGCUCUUCAGGAGAACGACCAGUAUGACCUAUUCUAAGUCCUUCAUUUAAGCAAACUGUGCAACUAUACAAAUACACACAGUGCCAGGAAGGCUGCUCUUCUAAGUGUGUCUAUCUAGUUACAAUAACAAUAUAUUACUCACUUUUCUAAAAAAAAAAAAAAAAGAAA